AUUUUAUUAUUCGCGGAGAGGAUGUAUAUCUGCAUACUAUUCUGCGGAGGGAAGGUCGAGCUUGCAUCAACUGGAAAUCUUUCCAUUGAAAGAACUUGUGUUUUUUCCUCGUCUGCUUGUAUUUAAAGAUUGGACAGAGAACGUGCUGUAGCGUGUAUGGAGAAAAGUCCAUCAGGACUCCCACAGUGACAUUAACAAGCAUCAUUUUACUGCACCAAAGGUAUCUAGUAAGACCAUCAUGCCGCCCAGUCUACGCUGCAAUCUGACCCCAGUCAGGCGUAUUCUGUGCCGAGGGAGCAGUCCUGCUAAGGCGUUGCGAGGUGUACCAUGUAUCCAUGGUUACAGUGCACGUCCACUUACAUCCGUCACUCCGCUCCCCCAGUCAUCCACACCCUCAUCCUUGAAUGUCAGCCUCAUUCUUAGCAGAAGUCUAGCGUCCACACAAGCCCUUAAUGCCAGUGCAACAGAUGGAUCGUCUAAAGGUGAUGGAGUUGGUGGACGGAAAUCCAGGGGGAGUAGCACAAGUGGAAGUAGCAGCAGCGGUAGUGGUGCAGGGAGUAGCAGCGAUGGAGGGAAUGGCUCCUCAAACCAGCUGUGUUGCCCAAAGUGUGGGGACCCUUGUACGCACGUAGAGACAUUUGUCUCCUCCACAAGGUUUGUUAAGUGUGAGAAAUGCCACCACUUUUUUGUCGUCUUGUCGGAAACGGACAGUAAAAAGAGCUUGAAAGAGACACUACCACCCAAGCCAGAAAGACCCCCUCCUCCACCCCCUAAAAAGAUCUUUGAUUUCCUGAACCGAUACGUGGUCGGGCAGGAGGAGGCCAAGAAGGUGUUAUCAGUUGCUGUCUAUAACCACUACAAGCGCAUCUAUAACAACAUUCCCCUGUCAUCAACCAAGAGCCAGACGGAAAGUGUUGAAUCAAAGAAUCAGGCAUUCACUCCCAGGGAGCUGCUGCAGAUAGCAGGCAUCAGCAGCCAGGGCAGCGCCUUAGGAGCCUCGUCCCUGCAGCAGCAACAACCACAGGCAACGCAGGGUAGUGACUCUGAACGGCAGCUACGCGGUAGCGGGCUGCUGGAUUCACAGCAUCACGACCUGCGCCUAGAGAAGAGUAACAUUUUGCUACUGGGGCCUACCGGAUCAGGCAAAACCCUGAUAGCCCAGACCAUAGCUCGUUGCUUGGAUGUCCCCUUUGCAAUCUGUGAUUGUACCACGCUAACCCAGGCCGGCUAUGUAGGAGAAGACAUUGAGUCGGUCAUUGCUAAACUCCUGAGCGAUGCAAACUUCAAUGUGGAUAAGGCUCAACAAGGUAUCAUCUUCUUGGAUGAGGUGGACAAGAUUGGCUCGGUGCCCGGAAUCCACCAACUUCGUGACGUCGGAGGGGAAGGAGUCCAGCAAGGCUUACUCAAGAUGCUGGAAGGCACGGUGGUGAAUGUGCCGGAGAGGAGCUCACGGAAGCUACGAGGAGAGAGCGUACCUGUAGACACCACCAACAUACUGUUUGUGGCAUCAGGUGCCUUCAAUGGCCUGGAUAGGAUCAUCAGCAGAAGGAAACAGGAAAAGUAUCUUGGAUUUGGGGCUCCUGCAAAUGUCAGCGAGGGUCGAAGGGCAGCGACCAAUGCUGAUCUGUCGAACCAAUCAGCUCUGUCUGACACUAAAAUGGACAAUGAUGAACGGGAUGCCCUCUUGAGGCAGGUGGAGUCCAGGGACAUGAUCGAAUUUGGCAUGAUUCCAGAGUUUGUGGGACGAUUCCCCGUCAACAUUAGUCUGACCUCGCUAGACGAGGCCAUGCUGCUUCGAAUCCUGCGAGAACCUCGCAAUGCCAUAGUGCCUCAGUUUGAAAUGCUCUUCAAGAUGGAUAAUUGCACCCUGAAUAUUACCAAUGACGCCCUGUCCGCCAUUGCCAAGAUGGCUUUGGAAAGAAAGACUGGGGCUCGUGGUCUUCGCUCUAUCAUGGAAAAGAUCUUGUUAGAGCCCAUGUUUGCUGUCCCUGGAUCUGAUAUUGAAGAAGUAACGGUGGAUGCUGAGGUUGUGAAGGGAGAAAAACCUGCAAUUUAUACCAGGAGAUCCAUGGAUUCUGACGAACGUCAAGAAGCUUUGAAUUAUUAAGUAUCACAUUUUGUGAUUGGCUCACCAACCUGUGUCAAAUGAAACAGAAGCCUUCAUUGGUCAGUUUUAAAUCUAAAAAUGCUCCUGAUUGGUAGAUAAGGUUGGAUUUAUUUACAUCUGUAAAUUACUUUGAACAAAGGGAGCUAUCUGAAAAUUUCUAAGAACACUUCCAAUUGAUCUGCUAAUUUGAAAGCUGGAAAGUCAUUGGAUGCUAGAAGACUUCAAUGAAUCAUCUCGGGGAUAUACUUAGCACAAAGUCAUUGUACUUCAGGAGAUUCUUUACACAAAUAUUUUAGUGCCGUCAUCAAACAGUGGAAUUCUUUUCAGUAGUCUGCCUUGGCAGCUGUGUACAUUGGAUUAAAACAAAUGAUAAUGUAUUUUAUUAUCCUGUACUUCAAAUAUUAUUGGAUUUAUCAAAGUUUUUGUAAACUACUGUGAAAAGGGAACAUUUUGGUUUGAAAGUGCAUUAAAGAAAGUGCACAGAUUGACUCUCUGAAUUGAAAGAAAGACUUAUGUGUUUUAAUUAAAGCAUUGUGUAAAUUAGGUUUCAUUGGUUCGCAUUGUUUGUCCAGUGAGACCAUCUUUGAAGAGAUGAGGAUAUUUUACUUUUGUAGAAAACAAGACCUAAGAAGAACAAGUUUAAGUAAUCAAGCGUCGAUUAAUUUGUGGGAUAAUUCUUGAUGACUUAGUAGCGACACAGAUGUUGUUGAGGUUUGGAUUGGUGUCUUUUCCAAUCCAGCUUUAAUAUGAUUACUUCAAAGAGAAAUAUCAGUUUUCAAUGUGUGCUUUGUUUUAACCACUUAAUUGGCUGAACAUUUGCACUCUUGAAAAAAGCAACUUUUGAGAUAUAGCCAAAUGCCACAUACAUAUAUACUGAUUGCUGAAAGUCAUUUCAACAAUACUUACCUCAGUUUUUCGACUCUCUAGAGAGACAUAUUUGCUACAAGUUACAUUCACCAGUCAAAUUAACGCACAGGCUGCUUCUACAGACUUUCUUUGUGAGCAAAACAAACGGGGGUUAGUAUUCACUUUUUUGCCCCGUUUUUAAAGCCAACACGUGUCCCCGUUACAUCUCAUAGGUACGCUGUAUUUAGUUGCUUUGUAAGAGUGUGGAGUAGCACAAGAAUGCAUACAACUUAUUUUGAAGACAUUUACUUCAUAUUAGAAAUUUAUACUUGACCCUCGCCAUUUAAAAAUGUUGCAGAAAUCUGCUGCAGACAUCAGGUUAUUAGUCAUAUUCUGUAGCAUGAAAGUUUUACCAGUAAACGUCAUGAUUGGACUGUACAUAAAGUGGACAAAUGAUGGUGGUAAUGCUUUGUAUUAGUGAAGGCAAGAACUUUUUUGUUUUGGUUGUUUUGUGUUGGUUGUUUCUGCCUAUUUUGUCUCAUUUGUUUUAGCAAAUAUAGGUCAUUUGUUAAAAGCCAGUUCAAAAGAAAAUUACAAAAGAUGGGUUUUCAGUUCCAUAUAGUGUGUGACAUGUUUUCUUCAGUUGAAGUAAACUGCAUGCUUUAAGUGAGGAAGAUUCACACAGAGGACAAAUAUUCACCUUUAGCAGAAGCAGCCACGUUGGUGAGGAGUGUUCAUUUUGUUGGUAGGAUGUGACCUUAACGCAUGCAUUUCAUAGUCAUUUGUUAUCCAGCCAAAUGCAGUCCCCACCAAAAGAGCUGUUGCUAGGAAAAUUGCACCCUCUCUUGGUCCAGCUUGGGGCUUAUUGUUAAAAGUUAUCUUUAGCAUGUAACUGACUCAAAUUGCUUAAAUGCUUGGCAAUUACCGUCUUAAUUUUUAAGAAUGAAAACAUCAGUACAAUAUUAAUUUUUUAUUAUGCUGGGUUACUGCUUCAGGGUCCAUGCUUGUAACUUCUGAAGUCUUUUCUGUGUCAGAUUUUCUGUUUGAUUUUAAUUUUUUUCUGAGGUAAACAAUAAAGACAAAUUAUUGUACAUACAAA
Molecule: messenger RNA, 4052 nt
Organism: Acanthaster planci (crown-of-thorns starfish)
Lineage: Eukaryota; Metazoa; Echinodermata; Asteroidea; Valvatida; Acanthasteridae
Gene: clpx
Product: caseinolytic mitochondrial matrix peptidase chaperone subunit X
Cellular component (GO): mitochondrial matrix
Molecular function (GO): zinc ion binding; ATP hydrolysis activity; ATP binding
Source: RefSeq, a predicted model, not a curated record